UUCAAAGUACGGUCGGCCCUCUACCUGUACAGGUUCCACAUCUGCAGAUUCAACCGACUAUGGUUUGCAAAACGUUUUUUAAAUCCAGAAAGCUCCAAAGAGCACACCUUGAAUUUGCCCUGUGCCAAGCACUAUGCUGAAUCCACAGGAAUGAAGUAACGUGUGUUUGCCCUAAGAUAUAUGCUCAACUGCUGCCCUUAAGUCUCCAGGUUCACAGAAAGUGACAAGACGACACCCCAGCACCAGCGUUUCCUAGGAUGAGUCCAAAGGGAUCUUAUUUCUGGACAGAGGUGGAUGGAGAAGCCCCACAGCAGCCCCCAAAAUACAAGGUCUCCAACCGGUGGGCAGAGUGGAGAAUGCCCUUCCUGCUCCUCCUCCUCGUAUUGUGUCUGCUACAAGCUGUAAAGGCAUUGAAGGGCCCGAGGCUGGUGUCUGGGGAGCUUGGAGGAGCUGUCACCAUCCAGUGCCAUUACGCCCCCCUGUCAGUCAACAGGCACCAGAGGAAGUACUGGUGCCGUGUGGGGCCUCCGAUGUGGACCUGUCACACCAUUGUGUCCACCAACCGCUACAUCCGCCUUGGCUACCAUGGCCGUGUGGCUCUAACAGACUUCCCACAGAGCAGCUUGUUUGUGGUGAGGCUGUCCCAACUAUCCAUGGAUGAUGAGGGCAACUACCGCUGCGGCAUUGGAGACAGCAACAACAUGCUGUUCUUCAGCAUGAAUCUGACUGUCUCUGCAGGUUCCUCCAACACCAUCUCCACGGCCCCUCUGGCUGCAGGUGAAUUCCUCACAGAAUCUUCUGGGAUAGCAUCACCAGCAGCCAAAAGAUGGCCUUCAGGAGCUACCCAGACUCCAGAAGGACAAAGGACAAAAUGGGACAAAGUUGCUCCAACAAGAGAAACCAGAAAAACCACAGCUUCAGCUAAGAGAAGACAGACCCCAGUAACAGUCAGGGCAGUAGCUCUAGCGACAGACAGUGGUGCAGAGGGUUCUGUUAAGGCAACAGUUCCCAUCCCACAGAGUCCAGGUUCAAAACUCAAUGGUGUGUCCACUACAGCAGAGGAUGCUUGCGGAUGGGGCACUGGAAGCUUAGUCACCAAGGUGACCAGGGUCAGGGAGGGUAGAAAAGAGAUGACAACUACUGAGGCCAAUAAGCCAGGAGAGCAAACAGAGAGGACCGAGACAGCUGUGGAUGCAGCCAGGAAGACCACAGGAACCAUUUGGCCAUCAGCCCAGGCCAGGGAAGCUCUACCAGAAGCAACCAUGGUAUCUAAGCAACCGGCCCUGGGCUCUACUGAAGGAGCAACCCCAGCUGCAGGUCCACGGACAUUGAACACCACCCACAGAGAGACAGCAUCUGUGGAAGGAAGCCCCGAGGGGGACCUAAGAAGUGCUGCUGGUGGCCAGGGUCCCCAAGCAACGCCGAGCCAGGGCCCGGUAGCAGGUCCCCAGAGGCCCUCUGGCAAAGGGUCAUCCAGGAAGAGUGCUUCUCCAGAAGUUGAAAGUGGCUCUCGGAUCCUGACUCCAGUCUCUACCCUGCUGGCCCCGUUUCUGCUUGUGGCUCUGGUCCUAUUGCAAAGAAGGAUCCGGAGAAAGAGGAGCUCUCAGGAAGCAGAAAGGACACCAAGAGUCACCCUGAUUCAGAUGACACGUUUCCUGGGGCUGACCCUCCAAUCAGACCAACUGCCCCACAUGGAAAGGGAGAUACUGCAGGGUAAUCCUCCUCCUCCUCUUCCUCCCCAAGCCGGCCUGACUGUCCUGGAGAGGGACCCAGGACCCUGAGCAAUGGAAGAUAAAGGGCUCGGUCAUGAAGGAAGGAGGAGGGCCAGAUACCUCCAUGACUGCAGCUUCUCACAUCCUUCCUCCACCCAUGUGGAGAGAAGCUAGUGGAGCUAGAGCUCCACCUGGAGAAGCAGAUGUAACCAUCUGGACCUCACUGCCAAAGAUGACAGUAGGGCUCAGAGAAAAGGCUUCAAGAGAGGGCUUGCUGAACACAGGAAGAGAUCACCUGGGAAAAGUGUGCAAUUUCCUUUCCUGGAUGUCUGAAAAUAUAAGGACUUCUAACCAGUGUGGAAGGUGACAACUUCCCACCGUCAUUCCUAGCCCUCCCUGAGUGCCACCCUUUUCUGACCUCUGUCAGCACUCUGCUGCUGCUCACGUCAAAGUCCAUUCCAGUAUUCCAAUCUUGCCUGCUCGAGUAAAGUCUAAGCUCCUUCUGCG
Molecule: messenger RNA, 2219 nt
Organism: Chinchilla lanigera (long-tailed chinchilla)
Lineage: Eukaryota; Metazoa; Chordata; Mammalia; Rodentia; Chinchillidae
Gene: Fcamr
Product: Fc receptor, IgA, IgM, high affinity
Exons: 7
Coding region: 258-1781 (507 amino acids)
Cellular component (GO): plasma membrane
Molecular function (GO): transmembrane signaling receptor activity
Source: RefSeq, a predicted model, not a curated record